GGUAUAUAAGUAGUAAAGUAAAAAACAUUGAUAAGAACGUUACCGUCAUUUCCUUAUUUCUUAAACAUUUUCCAUACGAAAUGGAUAUAUUCACUUGUGUUUUCUGUACCUCUUGUCUAUUACUCGGGUGUACCCCGUUAACUGCGGCAUAUUUCAACGAAAUAGGCCACAUGAAAACAAAUCACAGAGUAGAUAUUUUAUAUAAGAGCCAAGAAGACUAUCCUGAUGCAAUCCAAAUGGUUUUAACAUCUCCACAAACAAGAUUGAUAUUAAAUUACACAAAAACUUCAAACCAGUUCAAUAUUCCCAUACAUGUUUUCAACAAGAACCUUAAUCUCUAUGACGUUUUGGAUUUUGGCGAAACAAAGGAUUCUCUGAUAUAUGAAGACAAAGUUCAUGAGACAUUAUUAACAUUCCACUGCCAUAAUUUUGAACCACAUUUCAAAGAGCCCUGUAUCUUUCAGUCAGUUUUUGGAAUAUUUUAUUUGGAUGGACACCAGCAUUUUAUUCAGCCUGAAAAUUUUGAUAAAGAAUUAUGGAGGCAGACAACAAGGAAAAAGCGAAAGAAAACCUACAUUCUUCCACAUAAUGUUUAUAAAACAGUCAGUUUCCAAAAUCAUUCUUGCAGUUUGAAAAAUUAUGAUGCAUUAAAUUUAAACGAAUUACAAAAUUCUGCUCCUCGUAUCAAACGUGCAUCACAGUCAACUCAUAAAAUGCAUACAAUUGAAGUUUUGGCACUUGUGGAUGAAAGAAAAUGGGUUGAAAACAAAACUUUUGAUGAAGGACUUAAGGAAAUGCAGAUAUAUAUUGCUCAUGUCUUUAAAGGGAUUGACAAUUUGUACAGAAAUAUACAAGACAAGGAUGUUAGUUUUUCUGUCAAGCUGAUGGGUAUUGUCGCGCUUCAAGGUAAUGCUGAUAAACAUUAUCUGGAAGAUCAAACGGGCAAAAUUUAUAUCAAUGGUACUCACACGCUGAAAAUUCUCACUGAAGAAGUGGAAAAUUAUUUCUCAAGUUUUGACCACGUCGUUAUGUUUUCACCGUAAGUUGAAGACUUUCUUUCA
Messenger RNA from Octopus sinensis (East Asian common octopus), 1061 nucleotides. RefSeq lists its product as uncharacterized. The transcript has 8 exons. The record is from RefSeq and is a predicted model, not a curated record. NCBI's taxonomy places the organism in Eukaryota, Metazoa, Mollusca, Cephalopoda, Octopoda, Octopodidae. Bases 81 to 1043 code for a protein of 320 amino acids.